AUGUCCGCCGUCACGCCAAAGUCAGAGGUUCAAGCAAUGUUCAAAGGGACCAAGAUUCUACUCCCAGACAUCCCCAGUACCCUGCCAGGCUGGCGAGUAACUGAGAGAGAGGACUGUAGCCCCUAUGUAAAGGAAGCUAUCAAUUCAUGGGCAAAAAGCAUAAGCCAAGACGAAGCCUUUUUUAAAAAGACCGCCGCAGCAAAGUUCGGACUUGUCGCACAGUUCUUGUAUCCUGACGGCGACGAGGAGGCUCUUGCUACUAUUGCCUGCUUUUACGCCUGGGUGUGGGCAUGGGACGACGUCUUUGAUACCCAAUUUGAAGGUGUUGACAGCAUGCAAAUCCGGGAAGAGACAACUCUCAAUUUUGAAUAUCUACUUGCCGACCCACCGGGGCCUAAGCCGUCCGUUGUCUCUCCCCUUAACUCUUCCUUCUCCUGGUUUGCAGGCCGCAUCAAGAAGAAGAUGUGUAAAGAACCUCGUGAGCGCCUGUUGCGCGAUCUGAAGGAAUUUGUCCAUAACGUUACCAGCUGGUAUGGAAGACAGGAUGAUAACGUGCCUACAUUAUCGGAGUACUAUGUCAUGAGGCGAGAAUGCGUAGGUGUAGCACCAACUAUCGACCUUAUAGAAUACUGCUAUGGCCUGGACAUCCCGCCGACAAUGGUAGGCCACCGCGCCUUUCAGCAAAUUCUGGAAAAAACAAGAGACAUAGUUAUGAUCUCAAAUGACAUGGUUUCACUUGCCCGGGAACUUCGCGCAGGACACGUCGAUAAUAUCGUAAGUGUCCUGGCGUAUCAUGAAGGUAUGAGUCCACAGGAAGCAAUGGAUCAUGCAGCGGUACUGCUUCGACAAGCACAUGCAGACUUUGAGAGCGCCGAGCGAGAUCUACCACUGCCGUCUGGGAAUGACACAUCGGACGAAGAGCUCCGAAAGUUCGUAUUGGGAUGCAAGGAUGUCUGUGCUGGUCUUAUGAAGUGGAGCAAUUAUACUGGGAGAUAUUUUGGGGAGAACCCAACCUACGAGGAUGGCAAGAUUUUGGUUCAUUUUUGA
Molecule: messenger RNA, 1047 nt
Organism: Morchella importuna
Lineage: Eukaryota; Fungi; Ascomycota; Pezizomycetes; Pezizales; Morchellaceae
Exons: 8
Coding region: 1-1047 (348 amino acids)
Source: RefSeq, a predicted model, not a curated record